AGGUUACAUAUUAAAAUGUUGCAGUUAUAAAAUUUGACUAUGCACAGUCAUGAAAAAAAACAGCUCCAAACAUUAGAAUAGACGUUUGUUAACGGCACAGUUGGAAAUACAAAUUGGAUGGGAGUUUACUGUGUUCAAUGAUCGAAUUAUGUCUACAAAGCACACAGCGGUUUCACAGAUCAUUUGCUCACCCCACAAGGACAUCAAAUGUGAGUGAAAUCAACUCCUAGCAUGUAAGUAAGUGUAUGUGUUUGUGUGUGAGGAAUAUGAUUCAAUCCUAUUUUGUCAUUGUAAAGUUCAGCUAUUGUGUUGAUAAUGUUGUGUCAUUAUCUUACCUGAGUGAUGGCAGAAUGAUAUGUCUGGGAAUAAGCAGACAUCACUGCGUUGAUAACCAGAACGCAUGGCUAGGUUUUGUUAGUGCUGAAACAUUGUUGAAAACAAACAGAAUGUGUUAGGUAUACGUUGUGGUAUUAAGUAGUGUUAGCCUAGGUGUCGAGCUGAAAUGAAAUUCUCAGGCUGUAUCGUGCACUUUACUGAGUGUAAUGUUGAAUGAGUGGUAAGGGCUAUGACAGAAUGUUGAAAAUAAGGAUUGCUUUGUAAUGUAUGUUUUUGUCAUUCYUAUWUUGUACUGUUCUACCCUUAAAACAGCCACAAUGUUUCCUCUGCAUCUACUCCUACUGAUAUCUGGAACACUGGCUAUGAAUUGCUCAAAUUCAGAUGAUACCUUUUAUUUUAACACCACAACUGGGGAGUUUUCAAUGACAAUAAACAUGCUAAACGAGACUAUCACCAUCAACGAUAAAGCUGAGGAAAAUCUGAAAUGCUUUUGGUUCAUUGAAAGCUAUGUUGAGUGCACCCCAAUGAAUAUGACCUCAAUUAACCUCACUGAGUGUCAGACGGUGAAGACUUCUGUAGUCGAGAACUCAACCAGCAAGUUGAUCUUCAACAUAGCUUCAUCCACGUGUGAGGUCACCAAGUGUACUGGGACAGAAAUCACUGCCCUGAUGAGAGAGAUACAAGACCAUCCCAGUGAGGGUCCAAAGGAUCUCAAAAGGGUCCUGAACAUGCGAAAUAUGUGUGCAGACCUGUUUGAAAAUAAUCAGACCAUAAGGAUGAUGUAUAUUGGCGUUGAACGGGGCCUGGUACACAACAUGAUAAACAUCUCAAUCCCUGGAGAGCCUUUGUACUACGACCUCAGUGAUCUGGCUCUGACUGUGUUCAACCUGACCAACCUAACCAGUGCUGAUGACAAGAUGGUGAAAAUAAAAGCACCAGAGCUCCUCUCUCAGAACAACUCUUACAUUCCGGAAACAUGGAUCCCUAUUGAUGCACUCCAGAACAUCCCAGAGGAAAAGAGGAGAGUGGGCGUGGUCACCUAUAAAUCACCCAAUCAGUUCUUGUUUAAAGAGGAACUCGUGAGAACCAUGGUCAUACGGAUAGAGGUGGAUGGCGGCAGACAACUUGAGAACUUGAUCACUCCACUGAAGAUGAAGUUCAAAUUGUUUGACCCUAUAAUACCAGUGAAUUACAGCCUGUCAUGUCAAUAUUUCAAUGACUAUGGGGACAUAAACCUCCCAGACACUGUCUUUUGGAAAACGGACGGAUGCGCUACUAAGAUCAACGACAGCGUGGUGGAGUGCAUCUGUAACCACGCCACGCCGUUUGCCGUGCUGCUGAUCGCCGACCUAUCUAUUGACGGUGUGCACUGGCGGGUCUUGUCUUACAUCAGCUACAUUGGCUGUGGCUUGUCUGCCUUCUUCACCGCCGUAUCCUUCCUCACCUACGUCAUUACCAUGAACUCCAGGGUGGACAACGCCAACAGCAUCCACGUGUCACUGAGCGGGGCUUUGUUCCUGCUCAACACCUCUUUCCUGCUCAACGAGUGGGGGGCCAGUCUGGGCAUCAGGGGCGUGUGUAUCUUCAUUGCGGCGGCCAUUCACUACAGCCUCCUCAGCUGUUUCACCUGGAUGGCCAUUGAAGCUGUCCACCUGUAUCUCCUCCUGGUCAAGGUGUUCAACACUUACUACCGACACUAUAUGGCCAAGCUGUCUGCCAUUGGCUGGGGACUCCCCGGUAUCAUUGUGGGAGUUUCAUUGGCAGUCAAGGAUAUCAAACCAUUAUAUGGACCUACAGAAAUGACUAUGGCAGACACUAACCAGACAAAUACAAUCUGCUGGAUCAUGGACAUCCCCUUCUUCUACAGUAUGAACCUGGCCUACUUCACCAUCAUCUUUGUCCUUAACUCUGGCAUUCUGUUAACGGUGACCACCCGGAUCUGCCAGCUGCAGCGCUAUGGCAGUAAGGGCAAGCCUGGGAAGGCAAGCCUGGCCUGGAAGGACAUCMGCACCGUCCUGGGUCUGACCUGCCUGCUGGGUAUCACCUGGGGCCUGGCCUUCCUCAGCUACGGCUAUGUCAACCUUCCCAUCCUCUACCUGUUCAGCAUUUUCAACUCCCUCCAAGGAUUCUUUAUAUUCCUAUGGAUCUGUGGCACUGCCAGGAAAGACAGGGAGCUGGCGGCGAAUACCAAGAGCACAUCAGCAGCUCUGAACACCUCUACAGCCAAACCCAAGGAGGACAUGUUCCCUAGCAACAACCCCUGCCAGUAAACAAUGUCUGUCCACAAUGGAGAUCACCCAUAUCUUCUUAGAUGGCAAGGGGAGUUUUGGCUUUGUGUCUAAUGGCAUAUGCAUUGUCUCUUUCUUUCUCUUUCAAAUUGAGUUAUGGUUUCUACACCGGUUGUGUUGAUGUAUUGUCACGGAUCCCUCUGGAAUUUCAUUGCGCACACCUGGCCCCUAUUCCCACUGAUUGUAUUUGUAUAUAUGUG
Molecule: messenger RNA, 2824 nt
Organism: Salvelinus sp. IW2-2015
Lineage: Eukaryota; Metazoa; Chordata; Actinopteri; Salmoniformes; Salmonidae
Product: adhesion G-protein coupled receptor G2
Biological process (GO): adenylate cyclase-activating G protein-coupled receptor signaling pathway; cell surface receptor signaling pathway
Cellular component (GO): plasma membrane
Molecular function (GO): G protein-coupled receptor activity
Source: RefSeq, a predicted model, not a curated record